AUGAUGCUGGAGAAGGGCAUCAUAUGCAAAUCCCACAGCGACUGGCAGAGCCCCAUCAUAGCGGAACCUAAACCUGAUGGAAAGAUUUGUCUCUGUAUUGAUUUCCGGAAGGUAAAUGCAGUAGCUAGGUUCGAUGCCUACCCGAUGCCAAAAAUAGACGAGCUGAUAGAAAACGUUGGGCAAGCCUGCUACAUCUCCACCUUAGACCUGACAAAAGGUUACUGGCAGAUCCCAGUGGCACCCGAAGAUCAAGAAAAGACAGCAUUCACCACCCCUUGGGGUCUUUUCCAGUUCCAGCACAUGCCGUUCAGAUUACAUGGAGCCAUGGCUACAUUUCAACGUCUAAUGGACAGAGUUUUGGCUCCCCAUGGGGGUUACGCCACGGCUUAUAUUGACGAUAUUAUUAUCUACACUGAGAGCUGGAAGGAACGCCUCACCACACUCAGAGCAGUAGUGUAA
This is a messenger RNA of Gavialis gangeticus (Gharial), 459 nucleotides long. Its product is annotated as RNA-directed DNA polymerase homolog. Lineage: Eukaryota; Metazoa; Chordata; Crocodylia; Gavialidae. The record is from RefSeq and is a predicted model, not a curated record. The transcript has a single exon. The coding region runs from base 1 to 459 and encodes 152 amino acids.